AUGAAGAUCUACGUAUUCGUCUUUUUAAUUAUUGCUGCAGUAUCUUUCGCACUCCCCAACGAAGAUGAAAGGCAGUUGAACUUAACAUAUGAACCCAAAUUCUUGAAACUGGGAGGAAAUAUCGAAGAUCUCGAAGAAUACAAUCGUCAACGUAAAUUCACGUGCGAGUAUAUGUGUGCCCUGCGUUGUCUAUUUACAGGAUAUCAAGGAUCAUUUUGUAGCAAAGAGGGUAUUUGCUUUUGUGAUGAGACUACCCAACUUAAAAAAUUAAUAGGUACCGCUUUGUCUGCUGAACGCACUCAUUUUUAAUGUUAUAAGAAUAAGACAUAUGAUCAAAAAUAAAGAUAUUAAUUCACAUACUGUUCAAUUAAAAAUUAAAGUAGAGCAUUGUGUCGAAAAUGCAAUUAAUCUGCAUAUCAACAAUUAAGUAUAACACAUUUUCAAAUAUGCAAGAUUGCAAAACUUUAUGCAUUUUGUAUUCGGACGUUAACAGUGGACAUUUGAGUCAGCAACAAACAGAUUAACAUUCUAGAAUUUCUGUGGAUUUUUAUAAUAAAGGAUAUUAUAAACACAAAAUCAAAUGUGAAGUACAAUUGGGAAUAAAGUAUUUUGAAUAAGUAUUGUAGAUAUUGCAUAUUCGAGUAUAUUAAUGUUAUUUAAUGUAAUGAAAUUUGUUUUUUAUCUUUUUUAAUUCUGCUUAAUGUAAUUCUUUUACCAUUGCGGUCAAGAUACAAAUUUAUAAAUAAAAUAAAAUAUAUGUGUAAAUAUGUUUAGCUUUAUUAAUAAAAAAAUGUUUAUUUUUCAUGAAAAAUGAUUAAUAUUUUUAAUAUGCAAGCAAAUAUAUGCUCACUAAAUUCCAUAGAAUAAAAUGUCUAAAUCAGUAAAGAAUUAAAUCCUAAGUCUAUCAUCUAUAACACUUUUCUUCUCUUUCACUUCAAUUGUCACGAACAAAUUUGUUACUGUCUCAAUAACAUUUCGACAAAAAGCUUUCUAUUUCUACUACUUUAAGUCAGAUUAAAAAAAAACAUGAAAGUUCUUACAGUCAUUGGAGAAUUUUGACAUGGCAGCAGUAUUCCACAUAAUUUAUAAUCCGGAUUCAAUUUUUUCAUUUUUUUUUUAAAUUUGGACAUCAAAUUGAUGCGAUAUUCACACAUGGAAUACUGAUCUUAAUUUGUAAUAAUUUAAUUCUUAUGUUUCGUUUAUUGUUGAAAUCACUAAAGAUGAUCGUUAUUAUGCAUCAAAGCGUGACACUUUUUACAUAUAUUAUAUUGAUUUAUAUUGUCAGAUUGUAUACUGUUAGCACGAACACCUAGCGCGGCUUGAUAAAUUCUUAAUUGUAUUCUUUUGUUGUUAAUUGUAUUCUUUAAUUGUAUUAUAUUAAUUUUAAGUCUUAAGCUUUUGCAAUAUUCAAAUGAUUCAAUGAAUUUUAGAAAAUGAUAAUUCGCAAUUAUAUAGUGAAAUUUGAGUGCAGCGAAGUAUAAAAAAUUUAUUGCUAAAUACAUUCUUCUUUGCGAAUGUUAAGUUAGUGUUCCAUCGAUAACUGUGAGGAUUAGAGAGAUACGAAACAGAAUGAACAUAUAUUGUAUUUUGAAUUUAUAUUGUUGAAAUAAAAGUUAAUUUUCAAACUCAUAAAUUUCUUUUAACAUUUUUAUCUUAAAUUCUUUGUUCAAUAUUUAUUUAUCGAUAAUGACAUCGUAAAAUGAGAAAAUAGUUACGUAUAUAUAUUACAGAUGGAGCAUGCUGUACUCUUUCCUUUCUCAAACACAUAUAUGUCUAAACGUUGUCAACUUUUUUUACUUGAUUUAUUAUUAUACGACAAUGAGUGCGUUCGAGGAAAAUGCUAUUAGCGCUAUCAGCAUCAGUCUAUCCUCGUACUAUUUUUAAUGAGCAACGAAGAUUGACUGAUGCUGAUAGCACUAAUAACGCUUUCCGAAUAUAUCCAAUAUGUCAUGCAUAGAUUUUUUAUAAAUAAAUUUUUUCUGAUUAUUUUUAUUUCUAAUUACUUAUUUAAAUUAAUGAAGACAUAAAAAAUAUUUCCACGUAUGCUAAAUUACAAUUUCUUUCGGAAUGAUUUUUACGCAAAAAUAAAAAUGUAAUUUGCUAUUACACAAAAAAUUUAUGUAUAGCAAUCAAUUAAUGUCUUGAUUUUUUCUUGAAAUAUAUUUAGAUGAAAUUUUAUUUAUUACUAAACUAAUGUAAAAAUUUACAAAAAUUUACUAUUUAAUGUAAUGUAAAAACAGUUAAUGUAAUUGACCACAGUAACAUUUGAACUCGGAGAAGAUAUAUAUUUAUAUAAUAUUUUAAACGCUGAUGUAUUUUGAUUUUAAUUUGAUCUAUUGACUUUGAUGUAAAUUAGUAAGCAAUAAAUAUUAAAUACUAGUAUAUGUAUGUACCAAAGAAUCGCUAAAAAUUGCUUUAGUAUGUAAAAAUGUAUACAUUUUUCUCCUUCUACAAAGGGCUUAUUAAAAAUAUUUUGAACAUUCUGAAAACUUAGCAGCACCAUCACAGAUCAUGGUACAUUUUUGUGCAUAACAUAGAUACGACUGUUCCUAAAAUAAAAAAUGUUGUCUAUGACCUGGACUUAGAUGAUACUUUGUAAUGACCGACUCAUUACAAUCGUCCUCGAAUAAAGAAAACUUUUUUUUUUAUUUUAUAGAAAAGAAAACUCUUUUAAUUAUUUAAUAUAGAGAAGUUCAUAACAUAGUAAUUUUAACAAUAGAAUAGAAAACUUUCUAAUUGCGAAAACAAACGCCUUUUUAAAUCAGUUAGAAAUAAAACUUAUCACAACAUUUCUUUGUAUCUAAAAAUCUAAAAAAAAAUAAAAUAAUGAUUCAAAAACGUAGUAGAUUCAUCUCACAUAAAAACAAAUAUAGUAAAACAGACUAAGCAAAUUUGCGUCGUAAAACAUGUAAUUAAAAAUUUUUUAAUUUUAAGUUAAAAGU
Monomorium pharaonis (pharaoh ant) is the source of this 2942-nucleotide messenger RNA. RefSeq names its product defensin-like. The coding region runs from base 1 to 309 and encodes 102 amino acids. The transcript has 3 exons. The record is from RefSeq and is a predicted model, not a curated record. NCBI's taxonomy places the organism in Eukaryota, Metazoa, Arthropoda, Insecta, Hymenoptera, Formicidae. Gene Ontology annotation, biological process: defense response.